Messenger RNA from Temnothorax curvispinosus, 8776 nucleotides. Its product is annotated as AF4/FMR2 family member 4-like. Gene Ontology annotation, cellular component: nucleus. The transcript has 16 exons. Lineage: Eukaryota; Metazoa; Arthropoda; Insecta; Hymenoptera; Formicidae. Gene Ontology annotation, molecular function: zinc ion binding; DNA-binding transcription factor activity, RNA polymerase II-specific; RNA polymerase II cis-regulatory region sequence-specific DNA binding. Gene Ontology annotation, biological process: regulation of transcription by RNA polymerase II. The record is from RefSeq and is a predicted model, not a curated record. Bases 560 to 5791 code for a protein of 1743 amino acids.
GUCUGAAAGGGCCCAUCGCGUACACGAGCCGGACUUGUGUUAUCUAUAUAUAACGAAGCAAGAUAGAGUGUGCCCCGCUAUAGAAAAAGAUAAAUAACACGAAAAGAGCCAAGCGAUCGUUCACCAGGACAAACAGGGAGAGAAAGAGACAAGGAGAAGUACAGACGCAUCUCAGCUGCAUGAUUCUUCGCAGAAUGAUUCUUCGGAUUCGUGACCACGCACUCGACAAUCUUUGGCGGAUAUCAGGUGAAUUCUCUUGAGAGAUAGACCUUUAGACUUUGAACGCGCUGUUAAGUGUAGAUGACGAAGGGAAAAAGAAAAGUGACCUGUGGGAGGCGCUGGGGAUCCUUCUCUAACGAAAGAGCAGUGCGGAUCCUGAGCGAGAUGGAUUAUUUUUCUCGUUAGAUUGCGCCGGCGUUGAAACCGACGAUUUUGCACUCGUGUACCGAACGCACCUCUUGCGUCUCUUGCGCCCGCAUGGCAGAGCAGACUUGCUGAUCCUCUGGAAUUUUUGUGUUCCAGGGUGGAACUGACCAGCGUGCCGGGCGGACAGAAUGCGAUGGCUCAUCUCAAAAAGCGGAAGCUGGAAGCAGAGUCGGUUACGCAGAAUCCUAAACAAACGCAGCAGCCGUCGCAACAGUCGCAGCAGCAAUUGUUGAUCGGCAAGAAGGGCCUGCAGACGAUCGCGCCGCAAGAGAUGGAGAUGACUGACGCCGCGACGAAGCGGAGGAGGAAAAGCGUUCGUGAUGAUGAUGUGCGAAAGAUCGACAUCGUCGUUGAUCCCAACAAAAACAUACCGUUGCCCCAGAAGAAGCGCGCGUUUACAUCGAGUAACUUGGGUAGUCCUGCCAGGAAGUCGAGCAAGCACAGCGAGGAACCCGAAGACGACGAGACUCUUAUAAGAGAAACGGAAGCCGCGUUGAAGAGUCUGUCAGGUAGCUGGCCGGGACCUAGAGGAUCCUUGUAUCAAAGAGGCAAUUCGGACGAGGAUAGAUACGAGUCUAACUUUGAGAAUCUCUUCGAGGAAAAGAAAGAAAAUCCUAAAUUAUCGCCCUCGUCGAUAUCAACGUCUUCGAGUGCGAGUAACGACACCGGUUGUUCGUUGAAGGACGUGAUAACUCUUCGCGGACAACAGGAUCGAUCGGGUAAGAUGCAACAGAAUAAACAGCAAGAACAUUCGAGACAACCACAGCAUCCGACGAAAAUUAAGAAAGACCUGGACAAUCUGUUGAAGAUAGAAAACGAAUGCGCGAACAUUCAGUCUCAAGUUAACAACGUCAAUCAGAACGAACCGCCGAAAAUUAGACCGAUUUCCGUUCGUUCGUUGGCAAGCAAAGAGAGGAACGAGAGGAACGUGGUGAGCGCACACAUCGACUCUCAGGGAAGGCAGUCGGACAAAUAUUCCAGAUACGAUCCGCCGGACUUCAACGAGUUAGUCGAUGAUUCGUCCAACGAACUAGAAAUUGACAUGUCGGAUCCGGCCGCUGACAAGGACGAGAGCGAUCGGGACAGAUCAAACGACCGGGAACGGGAUCGGACAUGCAAAAACGGUCAAUCACCUCAAAAUAUUAGUAGGCAACAGCAGCACCAACCACUUUACACAAACUAUCAAAGACAAUAUAACGAUACCAAUAUGAAAGUCUCAUCUACGGGGACUUCGUCGUCCUCGUCGCCGCCAGUGAGUUCUCCGUUCUCGGCAACAUCUGCCUUCAGGCCGCCUAACACAGAUCAUUCGAAAGCAUCGUGCCGCAGCUCUUCGGCGAUCCCGCCGAUCGGUCCAUAUCCAGCCGCCGCUACAUUUGUGGGAUAUCCGACGCCCGGGCCAACGAUGCCGACGCCGCAGCCUGUAUCCGGCAUCUCGCCCGCGUCCGAGGACAAGCACUCGUCUACAGUGUCGUUAUUGCAGCUGAAGUCGUCAAAGGAGGAGAGUCAUCAUGUGACGACUCAUGAUGUAACUAGCAAUUCUGUGUCUCCUAGCAAGAGCCCUACCGGCGGUCCACCUUCCGUCACGAGUCCCGAUUCCUCGAAACAAUACACGAUCCUUCAGCCCGCAGGGGUGGGCUCCAGAGCGGCCAGUGCGAUUCAGGAUAUCGCGAGGGAAGGGGUGGUGAGUGUUGCCGCUGUGAGCAGUUGCACCGCCGCGAGCAACGGCAGUGCGAGCAACGUCAACACCGCGAAUGCGAACGGCAACGGGGUGGUCGGCAAUAAAACUGCCAACGGGAACAACGGCGCUAAUGACAGCAGCAGCACUGCGAAUCCUGCCGGGAAUCCUAAUGCAAACAGCAUCGCCAGUAUAACCAUUACGACCGUGUCGACGACUACCACUACGUCUAGUCCGACAGUCGCUGCUGAUGUGCCUUCGGCGAACGGCCAGCAGGACAAUGUCAUGAAAAUGCCAGAGAGACCCGGCACUUUCGACAGUACCAGGCCGGGAAUGUCUAUGUCUCCGUCCAGUCUCGGCAGAGAGGGCAACAAGUGCCCGACCCCAGGCUGCACGGGGCAGGGUCACGUGACCGGACUCUACUCUCACCACCGCAGUCUUUCUGGAUGUCCACAGAAGGAUAAGUUAACUCCAGAGAUUCUGGCGAUGCAUGAGACCAUAUUGAAAUGUCCGACGCCUGGUUGCAACGGCCGCGGUCAUGUCAGCUCCAAUCGGAACACACACAGGAGCCUGUCUGGAUGUCCCAUCGCCGCGGCCAAUAAGCAGGCCGCACGCGAGGCACGACAAAAGGCUCAAGUGCCGGGAAUUCCACCAGAGUACAUCAGCACAAAUCUGUUACCCCCAUCAAUGGACACGAAGAGCUAUUCGCAGUACGGUUCCGCAACGCAAGACACGAAACCCGUACUAAGCAGCCUGACUUACGACUAUUAUUCGUCGACGACGAAGAACGCCGUGAUUAACGUAAAGCCACCGAAAACGCCGGAAGACAACAGCACGUCGCGUCCCGCGAAGGUGCCCAAGACGGAGAAUAUGACUCUCAGCAGCAGUUGCUGCAACGCAUUGUCCAUGAGGAAUCAAAACACGAGCGACUUGUUGGUCAAGACGGAGGAUGCUGCAUCCUGCAGAGUGAAUUCGCCCCCGCCCCCGCCGCCUCCCGCGGUACGACAAACGUACGAUUCUUACAUGAGCCAAGAUUCGAACUCCUCGUCCAUGUCGUCUAUGGACGCGAUGGGCUCGAGGUCAUCCAUAGGAGCGACGAUCCAUCACCCUGGCCAGCAUCCGACGCAUCACGUGCUACCGAUGCAGCCGGUCGCCUAUCCAAUGCCGAUGGUGGAAGACACCAGGAUGAGCCAUCAAAUGUCCCAAAGAUCCCCUUACGAGCCCACCGCCAUGAUGGCCGCGGCAGCAGCCGCGGCAGCCGCCGCAACCACUACGGAAGAGCUCUAUCAUCACAGAUCGGCUGAACACGCGAGAGCAUAUAUGCAUCCUGGUGCUAGCAAUAUCGCGCGACCAGUGGUAACGUAUUCCAAUGACAUAGCGGCUGGUAGAGGCUACGAGAACGCGGUAGUGAGCGCGGCCAAUCAUCGACCCUACGAUCCCGGUACCACCGCGACAUAUGAAAGAUACGAUACACAGUCUUGCGCGCCUAUCCCAUCGCAGCAACAGCAGCAGCAACAACAGCAGCAGCAGCAACAACAACAACAGCAACAGCAGCAGCAGCAGCAACAGCAGCAACAGCUUCAUUCGAGGGCGAAUAUGUACUAUCUGGGACAAACCGGCAUGACGCCAGAAGAGCAGGAACGAGUUUAUCAUCAGGAAGCCGCGGCGGCCGCACAACAACAUCAGAUGGCAAUGGCCGCCGCUACGGCAGCCGGGAUGAUAAAGACUGAAGAUGUGAAAUGCGUUACGGUCGCGCAAAUGCAGCAGAUGCAGAAGCCCGGUGGACCGCCUACCUCGCCCGGGGGAUCAGUGAUGGAUUUAUCUACCUCCAGUGUUACGUCCACCAGUCCGCAGGCACCACCCUACGGUUCGAACAGCCUCAGUCCACAAUAUGGAGGAGGACAGACGGUGGGAAGUAGUCCUCAGGCUGCGGCGAGUCCCCACUUGACGGCUAGCCCUCAAGUUCCUAGUCCUCAAGGCCAGACUCUCGAUCUUAGCGUCAAUAGACUCCAUAGCGGUGCACCCAGUCCACAGUAUUCUACCGGCCACGGGGAAGCCGUCGCAGUUCCAGUGGGUCCGGGUUUUCCAGCCCCACGACCUAUCGAAGAGCAGACUGAGCCCGUUGAUUUCUCAACGGCGAACGAGCCGGUCAAUUUCAGCGGGGGUCCGGGAAUCAGGCCUGUACCCGGGUUUCCGCCGCCUGGAGUGCACGUCACGGCGUAUAGUCGCGAGAGCACACCCGACAGCGGGGGUUCCCACUACAUGGACGCCUACCGAGACCCCACCGGUUACGGACCGAUGAGUCCUCACCCAGGAUACGGGAUGACCGGCGUUCAACCCGAAUAUCCUGGGAACACGUACACCCCUUACCCAACUGCAGGUUACAAUUGCGGUGGAACUUACCCGGGUGGCCCAGUGACUUCCGGUUAUCAGAUUCCAGCGGGUUACACCCCGGCGCCGUGUUACAGCAUGCCACCCCCGCAGCACACGGUUGGACCCCUCGAUAAACCAUCCGGCAAGGACGACAGUAUGAGUGUGAGGAGGUACUCGUUGAAUUUCGCACCUCGGCCCGCCCCUCGUGGUCGCGAUGGCAAGGAGCUGAUACAGUGUCCCACGUCGUCCUGUGAUGGCAUGGGUCAUGUCUCAGGGAACUACGCUACCCACAGAAGCCUCUCCGGAUGUCCACGAGCCGACCGCUCGCAAAUCCAGGCGCAUUCCCAGGAGCUCAAGUGUCCUACGCCAGGAUGCGACGGUUCUGGACACGUCACGGGAAAUUACUCGUCGCACAGAAGUUUGUCCGGCUGUCCACGAGCCAACAAGCCAAAGAGUAAACCUCGAGAUGGUCAAGAUUCUGAGCCCCUGAGAUGUCCAAUCCCGGGUUGCGACGGGUCCGGCCAUGCCACUGGCAAAUUCUUGUCGCACCGCAGUGCAUCUGGGUGCCCAAUCGCAAAUAGGAAUAAAAUGCGGGUACUGGAGUCCGGCGGUACGGUCGAGCAGCACAAGGCGGCCGUGGCGGCCGCGACGGCUAUGAAGUUCGAGGGUGUCAAUUGCCCAACGCCCGGAUGCGAUGGACUCGGUCACAUAAACGGCUCCUUCCACAGCCAUAGGUCCUUGUCGGGCUGUCCGAUAGCCAGCCACGCCGUGAAGAAACCGAAACCGGAGGACAAUAUGAGCAUGUACAGCAGAGGAAUCACCGGGUUGGAAGCCGGUGGUCCGGCUCACGGGGGUGCGGUAGGCACGGGUCAGGGUAACUCGAGCGGUAGCGGGACCGCCGGUGUCCAGGGCGAGGAUCUCUACACACUGGAGGCUGAGAUCACCGAGCUCCAGAGAGAGAACGCCCGGGUCGAAUCGCAGGUCUUGCGCUUGCGCUCGGAUAUCACCGCUAUGGAGAAUCAGCUCAAGCAGGGAGACAAGGAAACCACGACGAUAUCGCAGCGCAACAAUAAUCUGACCGAGUACUAUCAAUCGCUGCGCGACAACAUGAUCACCCUGCUGGAGCAAGUGCGAAUACCGAACGCCCCGGGCGGGCCGCAGGAGAAGAUCGGCCACGAGAACUUCGACAGUUACUUGACGAAGUUGCAGACUCUGUGCACCGCCGACGGCUACUGCGCCGACGAGAGCAACCGGCCGAUUUACGAGACGGUGAAGACCGCUCUGCAGGACUUUACGGUCCUGCCGACACCCAUCUGAGACCAUCCUUAAAGAUCGACGAUCGGGUACUGAGCGUCGCUCUCGGGACACGCGCGACCUGCAAGCGAUCCGGCGUAUUCGUGACGCAUUCGGAUCGCAGUCGUUCCGCUCUCGUUCCAUAUCGAGUACGAGUGAACGGAACGGUGCGAGAGAACGGUGCCCAGUUCCCGUAAAAACGUAUAUACUUACACGUAGGACACGUGUAAAUCGACACGAGCACACACGGGAGGGAACUGCGUCGAUCGUCUGACUGAGCUCCGCGGAUCGGCCUAUCGACUUGGGAGAAACCCGGCUUCGUGACGCGUGUGACUCGUCCGGAUAUGUUGGUGGCGAAAAAUCCGGCCGUGCGUCACACGUACCUACAUACGUACAUCGCUCGCGUGAAUUUCGGACUACCGUCACUCGGCGACACGUCAACUUUUGCGAUCCACGUGCGAUCGUCGGGGGGUGACGAUCGUCGGUGAAAGUCGUCGCGGCCGGUCGAGCAUGGCGACCGGCCCGUAGGCUGCUUAGAAUACCGCUAUAACGGCAUCUAACCGACACGACGGCUCCAUCGGGACAUCCGAGUUGAGCUAAACGGACUACUAUUUGCGGGGCCGACGUUGUGUCCCCGCAGCGAUAUAUCUUUUGUACAUAAAUGAUGUGUCUACGUCAAGUAUCACGAUCGACAGCGGUCGCUAUUGCCGCCUAUGUACAUACACAACGGGAGAAAUUGCGUUUAUAUAUUAUUCGACAGGUUGAUGGUUAAGUCGCUCUAAGUCGUGUAAAAAAAAUGAUUAAUUUAGAUUAUAUAUCGGAUUCUCGCCAUACUUAACUGUUGUGUAACUGUUAUUACCGUUUAAGCGAGGUCAGCGCGUGAUUUACAAGGGCCGGCGUGUCCGCCAACGACGCUUCUCUGCUGAAAAUCCAAAGGCUACUUAUAAAUCAAUUUGUCGGCUAACUAUUUACCAGCUAGUUGCUAUUAUUAUUAUUAUUAUCGUCAUUAUUAUCAUUAUUAUUAUUAUUGUCAUUAUUAUUACUACUAUUGUAACUGUUACAACCAGUCAGAUCGUUUUUAGCGACUAAUUCAAUCGUCAUUAUUGCUACCAUUACUCUUACUACUGUCGAUAAAAUAUAGUCACGAAGUAUACCAACGUAUUUAUAUAAUAUUAUCGAGUCUAUAAGAAAGAAAAGUGCGAUGCGUUGUCCAUAGGCUGUACAUAGUCACAGAGAUAUACAAUUAUUAUAAGGACAUAGAAUCGCUGGCGAUAAUAAGCUGCGAUUUCAGUGGGACGACGAAAGAAAGAGUGAGUGAGAGAGAGAGAAAGAGAAAGAAAGAGGAAGAGAAGAGAGAAAUGCUCACGAGGUCAUGCGUGGCCUCUACAUCAACAGCUGUCAAUCGUAAGUCCGAUGUCGAAUUUAUGCUUAUUCGAGGCGAAUGAUUAAGUCUCGAUCGUUUCAUCAAGGACACAAGGAAGGAUCGGAGCCUCGCGUUCCUUCAUGACACGACGCGACCAAUUCGGUCGGAGAAUAUUCGUUCAUAUGUGCAAUAAUUUCGGAAUGCGUUUCGCAUUCUCUCCCCUGUAUAUUCGCGAUCAUUUACGGGCGCGUCGUGAGACACGUGUACAUUUUGUAUCGACACGGUUAUUAUUGUUUCGUUAAUCUGUUUAACGUUUUAAUCUGUUUUACGUUUCCAUUUACGUUAUACGUUAUACGUUUUGUUUUACUGCUAGAACGAGGAAUACGGGGAAGCUACAGGAAUUUGUAAAUAUCGAAAUUUCGACUCAGUCGUACGAGUCGUCGCUUCUCGUUGGAGCUGUAUGAAUGUUAUUAUUACUAUAGGACACAUGCCAGAAAUUUCCGUUUUUCGCUGGUUGACUUUUUACACCUGCGUAUAAGUCAAUCGAUCGACAUAGAUGCAAGAGACUUUUAUUAACAGUAUAUUAACGCCUGAAAACAAAAUGGAAAUAUAUAACUUGAAUAUGGAUUCAUUAAAAUAAAUAUAGAUGUAAUUGAAAAGAAGAAUUUGUUAAUGAAGCGCUUAUUAUAUAGAUCAUUACUUUAUCGUAUGCGUAUUUAUUAUAGUCAACAUCAAUUAUACUGCCGUGAAAAAUGCUCUCAAUAUAUCAUAAUAUAUUUUAGAUGGUUUUAGCUGGUUUAGAUGGUUUAAUAUUUAAUUUUAACAUUCUUACUUUCUCUCUUCAAAUUAUUAUCACACACGGACUGAUAACGUCAAUAUUAUGAAAUCAUAAGAUACGGAUCAUCGUAAAAUAGCAGACAUGUCGAUCGGAUAAUCAGUGAUUUUGCCGAUAUAAAGCUACAUUGUGUUAAAAUUAUAACUACGUUCGCUACAACUAUGUGUAUCAGAUAAUGUAUAUAAAGAGAAGGGAAAAUUAAUUGUUUGUCUGGAAUGCUGAUAAGAUAGGAGAAGCCGCGUGCAGAAGAAGUAAAUAUACUUUAACCAACCACCGUGUAGUGAGAGUAAUAACAAAUUACAGAUAGCGAUAGUCGACCGACAAUUAUGAAUAACCUUGACGUUAUAAUUAUUCUUGUCACUAUCAUUAUCAUUAUAAUUACGGUUACCACUAUCCCUAUCGUCAAACAGUUCCUUUAUUUCGAGUUAGCACAAUUGGUAUAUAAAAAAGAGUCAAGAAUGAGCGGAAAAAAACAGGUAAUCAACAGUCACUACAUUUUGACUUUGCAACAGAACUCAUCUUCAAUUCCGUUGCGUUGCAAUUAAUAUACUCUGCGAUAUUUAUUAUUAUCAUCUACUAGUCUUGAUUAUUAUUGUUAUUACUAUUAUUAUUGCUAUUAUUGAUUAUUGUCAGUAUUAUUUUAUUAUUAUUAUUGCCAAAUUUAUUAUCACUAUUAUCGUUACGUUUUCGUCACUAUUGCGAUUAUGAUUGUUGCCGUUAAUAAAAAUCUACAGGUAUAUAAGUUCAAUAACAUGCUUUAAGUAAGUAUAAAUGUUACUCCGAUUGAAUAAAGGGUAUUUAUCGAUGAAUA